Molecule: messenger RNA, 3526 nt
Organism: Oenanthe melanoleuca
Lineage: Eukaryota; Metazoa; Chordata; Aves; Passeriformes; Muscicapidae
Gene: FHL5
Product: four and a half LIM domains 5
Exons: 6
Coding region: 323-1270 (315 amino acids)
Biological process (GO): positive regulation of transcription by RNA polymerase II
Cellular component (GO): Z disc; nucleus
Molecular function (GO): transcription coactivator activity
Source: RefSeq, a predicted model, not a curated record
CAGUGUGUGUCUGGGGAUGAAUAAUGUUCUUUCUUUUUUUCCUUGCACUGAAUACUUUUGUUUUUUAACAGAAAUGCCUUUUUCCUUUCAAGAACUCUCAGAAAUAUGUUCCUUUAAGAACCUCCUACAUGAUAUGUAUUUGCAAUUUGUAAACACAGCAUGUCAAAGAACGAUUUGAUUCAGUGGUGAGGCAGUCAGAUAUUUGCAUGUCAUGAGGUCUAAGGGAAACAAACUGACCCUCAGCCUUCCCCCACCCAGGCAAAUUCUGAUGGGACCCUCAAAUAGCUCUGGCAAAGUGUUCUGUUUCUUUUGGACUUGAUGAAUGCUUGUUUCUGCAAAGACGUGUAAUUAUUUCUUCCUUUAUUUUGCUGCGCAAGUUACCAAGAGAAGCAGCUUGAAACUAAAUAGCACGUGGAGGCCCAGCAGGAUGACCAGCAGCCACACAGACUGUCAUUUCUGCCUGCAGUCUCUCCGUGGCAGGAAAUACGCACUGAGAGAGGAAAAUGCUUACUGUGUUCCGUGCUAUGACAGCCUGUACGCCAACCCCUGCCAAGAGUGCAAGCAGCCCAUUGAGUGCAACUCCAAGGAUCUGGCCUACAAAGGCCGCCACUGGCACGAGGGGUGCUUCAGGUGUGCCAAGUGCAGUCGCUCGCUUGUGGAGAAACCAUUUGCUGCCAAGGACGAGGUCUUGCUGUGCACUGAGUGCUACUCUGAUGAGUACUCAUCCAAGUGUUUUCAAUGCCAGAAGACCAUUAUGCCUGGGUCACGUAAAAUGGAAUUCAAGGGAAGUUCCUGGCAUGAAUCCUGUUUUGUGUGCCAGUAUUGCCAGCAACCAUUGGGAACAAAACCAUUAAUCACCAAAGACAAUGAGAAUUACUGUGUGCCCUGUUUUGAGAAGCAAUUUGCUCACCAUUGCUACGCUUGCAAAAAGGUUAUAACUUCUGGAGGAGUGACCUAUGAUGACCAGCCUUGGCAUAAAGAAUGCUUUGUGUGUGCUGUGUGUAAAACUCAGCUGUCUGGCCAAAGAUUCAUUUCCAAAGAUGAGUACCCAUACUGUGUAGACUGUUUCAGCAAAUUUUGUGCCAAGAAGUGUGCUGCAUGCAAGAAGCCUAUUACAGCUCUCGGAGGUGCCAAAUACAUCUCGUUUGAGGAGCGUCAGUGGCACGGGGAGUGCUUCACCUGCUCCAAAUGCUUUGUCUCCCUGGUGAGCCAGGAAUUCCUCACUCAGCAGGGUGACAUCCUUUGCCACAAAUGUGGCUCUGCUUCCUAGUUCUGUGGAAAGAUGUACAGCUGCAUUAUUCUUACUCUGUAGCAAUGUAGUUCAUUGGUCUGCUGUAAGAAAACCAGAUAAAAGUCACUACAGUUAUUCAGUCAUUCAAGCAACUUUCCAACAGCAGUUUAACUUUGUCAUAGUUCUCAACUCCUUAUAAACAAAAAUUAAACAACUGCCCCAUACUAGUCAAUAAAAUGAUGCAGAAAAGAUUUUAAGAUGUAUUUUAAGCCUAACUCCAGUAUGUUUUGCUUGUAACACACUGCACUCUGCUGUUAGAAGCUUAAAAAUUUGUCUUUUAUCAUGACUAAACCAAGGAGGACUGUGAAAAUCUGCUUGGUAUAUGAAUAAUGAUGAGUCAUUAGUACUGAUUCACAAAUGCAGAUCUUGGCAUGGGUAGCUGGGUACAAGCAUUUUUCUAUUGGAUCAUAACAUUGAAGAGAACACCUUGGAAGUAUUAUAUUCUUCCAUACUUUGUGAAAAAAAGAUGCUGACAAAGCAGGCAGAAAUUAUGAGUAGGAGAUGCUCUCACACUGAGAACCACAGAGUCAGAGAGGCCCAUUCCAAGGGCCAAGCCAAUGGAAAAAAAGUCAUUUUCCUUCCCUUACUGGGAUUACUUCCUAGAGAAGUCACCCAGAACACUACAGCACAUGUCCUUUCCCAAAAGUGAGUCACUGUACUUAAUUUUUUAGCCAUAGAUGCUCUAGGACAUAAAUAAACCCAUACUUUCAGAUACUGCUAGAGGUAAGGAUUGCCUGAGAUUGAAUAGUGCUGAUGUACAUUUUCCCAUAACUAAUAUGCCUUAAGACUCUGUUUCCACUGUAUUUGCUAUACCUUCAAAUAUAGUCCUAAAAUAUGUUUUUUAUUAGUUGACACAAGAACCAACUCACACUGGUCCCUUUAGCCUUGUGCUUUCCUUCAAUAAAAAGUGCUUUGCCAGCAAUUGAAGCCUUGUCAAGGGUUAAGCUUACCUGCUUGGUCUUUAAUUCACAGUUCAUUCCUCUGCUUGUAAAUUCCUGCAUGUGGACAGCAGGCUAUAAACUCUCCAGAGCCAAUUCCUGAUUUGUUUCACCAUUAGCCACAUGUCUUUUUUAACAGUAUGUCAAGAAUUAGCAACUGUCACUGCCAGCCAGGCAGCUCUUGCUUGCAGUACAGGGACUUAGUUUUUGGGUAGCCAGCCUUUAUAUCUGCUUGUUGAGUUCCACACUCAGAUGUCAUCUAUUAGAGGUCAUCUAGAGCUGAGUUACAAGCAUCUAUCUUCUUUCUUCUGUGUGUUACAGUGGCCUGGUUUGUGUACUGGGCCGUUGGAUGGAGCAGUGAUGUCAGGAAUGGCAGGUUCUGCACUGUCCAGCAGAGUUUGAGACUCAUCUCCCAUGUCUUUAAGUCAUCCUUCUUCAGACUCUGACCUUGAGUGCAUGGAGUUAUUUGGCUGACUUGAGAGGCCUUUAUUCAUAUUGGAGACAGCCAUUACUUUAGGCACAAAAGUGAAAAAACAAAGAUUAUGUGUGCAUGGCUAAACCAGGGCUGAAGUGCAGUGGCAUAAAAUCAAUAUGAGUAAUGACUGACAAAUGAGUACAUAGCAGUCUGUCAAUAAAAUAUUGAACUUUUGCUCUAUGUGGUGUUAAUUUUUAGUUUCCAUUUUCUUCUUUCAUGGCAGUUUUUAUUGCACUCUUGAGUUUGAUUAGUUUAUGUUUUUCACCUUAUCCCAGCUGCUUCCUUUUCUGCUUACACAUCUCCCAUAGCUGACACAGGUUCUUGGUAAGGCUUAGAUUCCCAUAAAUAGAAAUAUGUUUCAUUGCCUUAUAUGUAUAAAUAUAUAUAUGCAAAUACACAGACAUAGUGGAACACAGUUAUGUAUGAUGUAAAAAAUUGCACUGAGCUAUCAGAAAUUAGUAAAUGUUAAUGGUCUUAAAUUUUUAAAUUAAAAUAAUGAAACACCAUAUUCAAGAUUGUCUAUGGAGUGUACCUUUUGUUUGUUUGUGUGAAAUAACAUUUAGUACAUCUCAAGAAUGUGGUUUGGAUCCUUUAUUCAGUCUCCUCUGAAGAAUCAUACAUCUUAAAUACAAACUGAAGCAGGAAUUACCAGGCAGCCUCCUAAGACAUGACAGAGUCACAGGUCAGACACACUGAUGAUGAUAAUCCCAGUCUUCCAGCCUUAACAUUUACAAAACUGAAAUUCUGCUCUGACUCAUCAACUAAUUAUAUUUUUGGAAAUACCAACUGAAUUAUUUAUUUCUUCUGAAGUAAAUACAGUAC